AUGUCGGUGGAGGUACAAACGAGCACGGAGAACAGUCCAACCAUGUCGUCAGAAGUACGUUCAUACCUCAAAACUUUAAUUGUAAAUUCUGUUUAGGCUAAUUGCACACCAUUGUCAAUUCAUCGCUUCGAAGAUUUGAAUGACAAAUUUAAAGAGAAACUGAACGAAGCUUUGAACGAACGUGACGAAAUGUGGAGAAAACACGAAAAGGAACAGAUCGCUUAUGUUCAACAACAAACAAGUCAAAUGUUGGCGAGGUUGCAUAACGAAAUUGAGCGAUUAGUCAACAAAAACAGAGGUAUUAUAAUAACUAUACUUUUUACAAAGUUGUAGCAAAAAAAAUUUCGUAAAAUAAAAAUACAAAAAAUGAAAAAUGAAAAAAAAACUGCCAAAGUAACACAAGUUUUUAAGAAUUUAAGGCUAAAAAACUGUUUUCAAAAAUUUAAGACAAUAAAAAUAAUUUCAGAUUUGGAAAGAUGUCUUCACAUAGGCAAUAUCGCUGAUCCAGAAGAAAUCGAAGAACUUGAAUCCAAAGUCGAAACCCUCCAGAAACAAAACAAAACUAUGAAGAAAGACUUGAGUGCUUCUGAAGACAGAAACAAAGCUUUGGCUAAAACAUUGGAAGAAACAGCACGUGUGUACAAAGACCAGGUUUUUGAACAUGUAAGUUAGUUAAUGAAUAAAUAGUAUAAAUAUAUACUUUUUAUCAUAAGUCAGUUGCUUGGUUUACAUUUUAUAGGGUAAUAUAGCUUAUCAGGAUUAUAAACCACAACAAAUCUAUAAUUAGUUAUAAUCACGUUUACAGGAGAACAAAAUUAGACAAUUAACUCAUGAGCUUGACCAACGAACCUUAAGUAUGACACAGCUGUCGACUCAAGUAAGUUAUACGUAUAUAAACCUGUAAAGUGCCUACAAUAACCUUUCCUUUUUUACAACAUUUUGAUGGUGUCUCAAAAAAAACCUUUGUCAAUCUCAAUAUCUAAAAUUAAACACCAUUCAAAUAUAAUCUCGAAUUCAGAUCCGAAACUACAAACUCCGUGAAGCGAUGGCCCAAGCCCAACAAAGACGUCGCGCUUCCUGUAUAGAUCCACCAAGUACAACAACAUCGGUCACUCUACCUUCACCUGUCAAACCUAAAGCUUUCAGACUAUUUGGAGCUGCCCAAUCUCUAGACAACAGUAGAAACAAAGCGUCAGAAGAACGCGGGUUAAAAGCACCAACUGUAUCCAGCGUGCAGAAACUGCCUUACAUUGGAAGGUAAUGAUGUUUUCUUUGAUACUAGACUGAAAUAUACUGUUAAACGUUUGUAGUAAAGUAAGAAAAGAGCAUGAUGACUUAAAAUUUUUAUUAGCAUAGCAAUGUGCUAAUAGCAUUUUAAAAACUUCUUUUUGGGCCAAAUUUUCUUAAAAAUCCCCCGAAAAGCCGAAAAGAGCUUUUCUCUGCUUCUCUUCCACUGUUUCGCGCUCUCUUCUCUUUCGCAUAAGGCGCAUCCCAGUCCAAAAGCCAAUGACGAUUUUAUCCCUUUCAACGAGCCACCGGCUCAUAAACUUACCUGGCUGGGAGAGCGGCACGAUCAAGAAGGUGUCGCCUCCAUGGUGAGGCCCUCCCAUUGCACUUUAGGGACGGGUUGACCUGUGUGGCAGCUCCGAGUUGGGGUUGGCCAACAGCUAAAUUUUUGCGUUUGAGGUCUUCGGACCUCUUAUAUUGUAAUUGAGUGUUAAAGAACACUGUAAAUUUUAAUUUUCUAUUUUAACAAAAACCUUUACAAAACAAACAGUAUAAUUAAUAAAACGCUUAAUCAAGGAUAAUUUAUAAUAAAAACAAAAUGCAUUAAUUAAAAUUCACAAACAACAAUUUUUAGCCCUCGGCGAACUGACAACUAUAACAGCAUCGAAAAGCCAGUACCAUCGAUGGUACGUUCUAUGUCAGCUGGAAUACCACCGACAAAACCACAUCUUCUUCAUGCUCUAAGAAAUGCUCACCAUCUGACCACCAGUUCAAGUUUUGAUUCCAAUAGCUAA
Bursaphelenchus okinawaensis is the source of this 2021-nucleotide messenger RNA. The record is from the annotation of a GenBank genome assembly. Lineage: Eukaryota; Metazoa; Nematoda; Chromadorea; Rhabditida; Aphelenchoididae.